Molecule: messenger RNA, 1320 nt
Organism: Trematomus bernacchii (emerald rockcod)
Lineage: Eukaryota; Metazoa; Chordata; Actinopteri; Perciformes; Nototheniidae
Gene: armh1
Product: armadillo like helical domain containing 1
Source: RefSeq, a predicted model, not a curated record
AUGUCAACACCGGAGGAGGAAGAGGCGAACAUCGGUAAAGUGCUCACUUUUCUCCGGGAGUGGGACCGAGGUGACAGCAGGGUCCGCGGCCGCAUGUUGACCGCCUUCCUGAGCCGGAACCCCGGGAGGAGGCUCUGUGAUGUGGAGCUGCAGCUCGCUCAGGUCUCCAGCCUCUUCCUGGCCCGGAUCACCACCUGGACCAGACUCACAUACAUGUUUGGGACAUUCUUGGGACUGCAGCUUAAAGCAAUUGGGAUUUUCCUCUCUGCAUCAAACCAUGAUCAGUACCUGAUGGAGUUUCUGGAUGAUGGAGGAGUCCUCACUCUUCUGGACAUCUUGAGCCACUCUCAGAGCAAAGAGGAGCAGAAGCUCGAGGCCCUCCGCCUUCUGCUCACUAUGUCAGACGCUGGUCGCAAAUACAAAGAGGUUAUCUGUGAAAGCCAUGGUGUGAAAGCCAUAGCAGAGUUCCUGGCUCAGUCCAACACAGAUGAACCUCUAGAGGCAGCCUGGGCCCUCCUGGAGUCUCUGUCGCGUGGAAACCCCAGAUACCAAAACCAAGUCUACAAAGCCAUGAUUGCUCUCAUGACUUGUUCCUCCCCAGAUAGGCCCAGCAGCGGGGUCCUGCACUCCUUACACACUGUGCAGGUAAUGUACGAACCAGCCCAUCACAGCAUAGUAGAACCUCUGCUGGGUUUGCUCAGUUCUCUGCACCUGGAGGUUCAGGAUGAAGCUAUAAAUCUGAUUUUGGGUCUGAGGUGUUAUGAAGUUAGGCCGCUGCUGCUCGACGGACUGGUGGCUCUGCUGAGGCCAACUAAAGAAAAUGUGCAGCACCAGAAUAUGCAAGAGUCUGAGAUUAUCCAGAUGACGGGAUCUCUGCCUGUGUUUGUGCAACAAGCUGCUGCAGCUAAAUCUAUACGGUAUCUUGCUGGCUCUGAAGACAGUCAAGAAGUUUCUCGUGAGCUUCUCUCUCUCGGAGUGAUUCAACGUCUUCUGUACGCUAUGGGUAACAGGGAACACACCGAUGCCCAAAUACAAGCCAGUCUGGCCUUGAAGCACUUUGUCCGCUCAUUCCCAAAUAUUGAGGACCAUGUGCAGAGAGGCAUCGGCAGCACACUGUUUGCAGUCUUAAUGAACCAAGCUGACACUUUGUACAUGAAUAUGGAUGAAACGCAAGCAGCAAUCCUGUUAACUAAUAAGGUUAACAUAACUGAAGUUUGGUAUGGGGACAACUCUGAAGGCUGAAAAAAAGUGAUUCAGAAGUCAGGCAGAUUAUUAAAUCAUAACAUUUGUGUAAAUAUUGUUAGUAUGUAAUUUCAAGGC